UUGAAAUGACUCUUUGCGAGUAUCUCCCUUUCUCUAAUGUGUAUGUACGGAGUUUCACUUAGCAACCGGAUGGCCAGUGUUUUAACCACAAUCAAUCAGCAUUACACACAGCUACCGUCUACUGCACCAUUCCAGUGUACAACACAAAGCCGCUCCCAGACAGCGGCGUGUGGGGGAGUUGUUUGGUGUGUGUGUCUGUAGAUUUUGAAAAAAAUAUAUCGAUGAAGUUGUGCAUUAUGUUGGCGAGGAAGCAGUGGUUGAGUUCGGAGCAGUUUGUAGUCUCCACGGAUGUAGGUGACUCUACUCCUGCAGCUUGGAGUUGAGAGAAGGAUCAGCUGGAGAUUUUUUCCUCUCUCUCUCUCUCUCUCUGUGUAUCUGUCUGACUGAGCGGCCAUGUUAACGAGGAAACCCUGCUCCACGGCUGCCUAUCCUACGGGUCGGGCCGCUGACAGCUCGGUGUUACAGCCCGAUUACAGAACGGGAACCGAUUGCUCGGAGAGACAGAGAGGCGGAGCAGGAUCUCGGCUGGGAGACCCGCCAUCGCCCCUAGGAUUACCGCCACUGAAGAGUCACACGGUUGGAGGUAACAAGCACACAAUGAAUGACCACCUACAUAUUGGUACCCAUGGACAGAUUCAGGUUCAACAGCUCUUCGAAGACACUGGCACCAAAAGGGCAAUUUUGACUACACAACCCAAUGGCCUCACUGCAAUUGGUAAAACCUCAUUACCAGUGGUUCAUGACAAGCAAUUGGAGAGUUCACAAAGGCGGCAAGGAAGCUCUGCAUCAGUAAAGUCAACAGACUGUUCUCCAAAACCCAAAUCCACAGUUAUGACCCCAGAGCAAGCCAUGAAACAGUAUAUGCAUAAACUUUCUGCAUUUGAGCACCAUGAAAUAUUCAACUAUCAUGAAAUCUACUUUGUUGGUCCAAAUGCAAAGAAACGGCAAGGUGUAGUCGGUGGCUCAAAUAAUGGUGGUUACGAUGAUGACCAGGGUUCCUAUAUCCAUGUACCUCAUGAUCAUAUUACUUACAGAUAUGAAGUUUUGAAAGUUAUUGGCAAAGGGAGCUUUGGGCAGGUUGUAAAAGCUUAUGACCACAAACAACACCAGCAUAUAGCCCUGAAAAUGGUGAGGAAUGAGAAACGCUUUCACCGGCAGGCUGCGGAGGAGAUACGGAUUUUGGAGCACCUGAAAAAGCAAGACAAAGAUAAUACCAUGAAUGUCAUUCAUAUGCUGGAGAACUUUACAUUCCGCAACCACAUUUGCAUGACAUUUGAAUUAUUGAGCAUGAACCUUUAUGAAUUGAUCAAGAAGAAUAAGUUUCAAGGGUUCAGCCUUCCAUUGGUUCGCAAGUUUGCUCACUCCAUUUUGCUGUGCUUGGAUGCUUUACACAAGAAUAGAAUUAUACAUUGUGACCUUAAACCUGAGAAUAUCCUGCUGAAACAACAGGGACGAAGUGGGAUUAAAGUGAUAGAUUUUGGCUCAAGUUGUUACGAACACCAACGUGUAUACACAUACAUACAGUCACGCUUCUACCGUGCACCUGAAGUCAUCCUUGGGGCUCGCUAUGGGAUGCCUAUAGACAUGUGGAGUUUGGGUUGCAUUCUGGCUGAACUAUUGACAGGUUACCCUCUGUUGCCUGGGGAAGAUGAAGCUGACCAGCUUGCCUGUAUGAUUGAGUUGCUGGGUAUUGCACCUCAAAAGUUUUUAGAUCAGUCAAAACGAGCCAAAAAUUUUGUGAGCUCCAAAGGUUACCCCCGUUAUUGUACUGUUACGACUUUGCCAGACGGCUCAGUAGUUCUUAAUGGAGGACGGUCACGGAGGGGAAAGUUACGUGGUCCGCCAGGGAGCAAGGAUUGGGUCACCGCUUUGAAAGGAUGUGAUGAUCCUCUCUUUCUUGAUUUUCUGAAACAAUGCCUGGAAUGGGAUCCUGCACUGCGUAUGACACCCAGCCAGGCAUUACGACAUCCCUGGCUACGUAGACGCUUACCAAAGCCUCCAAGUGGAGAGAAAGGCUCAUCAAAGAGAGCAACAGAAAGCAGUGGUGCUAUUACAUCAAUUUCUAAAUUGCCUCCAACUUCGGGCUCAUCAUCAAAACUGAGAACUAAUUUAACACAAAUGACUGACGCCAAUGGGAAUAUUCAACAACGAACAGUAUUACCCAAGUUGGUGAGCUGAGUGUGAAUAAAUCUAUGCCAGGAAUGCGAGGAAAAUUUCUUGCCGCAUCACUGAGCCUUAUUCAAUUGAAAUUUUGUAUUUUUUAGAACUUUGUAAUUAUUCAAGUUUGGAAUUUUAAACACCAUUCUGUAGUUAAGAACUCUGAACAGUUUUGAUUUUGUAAUUGCUGGGGACCAUGGUUAGAAGUAGGUUUUUCAUGUAUUGAGUGUGAAAUGCAUUUGCUAUUCAUUUUCUUGGCAUACGAAUAAUGCACAUUGUAGGCUAAUGAAUAGCAUAUGUCAGAUAACAUUUACAGUUGUCAAAAAAUGUCAUUAUUCAUAUAAUGUGACAAAAUAAUAGCAGAUUAUUAUCCACUAUUGGAGAUUUUGGAAUUUUUUGAUUUUGCGGAUUGUGGCUUUUACUAGUCAAUAACAAAUAAAUGAAGGUCUUUUAAAACAACACCUUUUUAUAAAUCUAUGACAAAGCCCUUUACUUGAAGUGUCAUGGAAUCUAGUUUUCAGUGCCUCAUAAUCGUAUUGUAUAUACCUUCCCUGUGUUGCUAUUCUACCUGGUCUUCAUUUCUUAACUAGAUAUAAACCAACCAGGAAACCAAAAACUUUAUAAUAUCGUAUUGGUGGGUAAACCAUUUGGCUUUUUUAAAAAUCAGUUUUGGAAUUAGUUCACUAAUAUCAGAUUAUGUUGGUAAAUCAAAAGAGUUCAUUGUCUCUCUGCUCAUGAAAGGCAUUGUUAUUCCGUUACGUACUAUCAAGCAUGUGAACAAUAUAAGUCAGUUGUGUGACCAAGGAGUCUGGUCAUGGGGAAGUAUUGGUGAAAAAUCAUCACAAAAGAAUGAAGAGAUCAGUGAAGGCUCAAUGAUGGUUUUCUUUUGUACAUUUUAAGCUGGAAUGUAUUGAAGGAACUAAAUGAAUGAACUGCAUUAUCUGAAUGAACUUGGAUUGGUCUUAAAUACAUUACAUAUUCUUCUCAAUUGUAACCAAAAUUUAAAUGUUUUAAAUUGAAAGACUAAAAUUCAAAGCAUGGUCCCCAGUUAGUUAAAAUAACUUGGAAUUUUCCCUUGAAAAUAUUUUACAAAAAGAUUGGAAUUUAGGUCCUGCCCAUUUCACACAUUUAAAGGAUUAACAUCUUCAACUGUUUUUGGUAAUGUUAGUAUUUAUGUGAAAAUUUUAUAUGUUUGUAAAAUUAAUGAUACAAAAUUAAACCUUUGCAGCACUCGGAUUGGGUUUAAGCCAGUAAAUCCAGUCUAUUGUUACAGAAUGGAAUCUGAUUUUGUGUAUUUAAAAUGUAUGUUGCUUUGUCUUAGUGCAAUAUUUCAAAUAGCAGAAUAUCCUUUUGUAGUACUUUUAUGAUUUGUAAUAAAUUUUUAUUGAAUGUUAUGUAACUGUACAUUGUCACUGAAAUACCACUACAGAGAUUAUUGCUAGGUAGUGGAUUUAUAAAAUGCUACCGGAACAAUAUUUUUAUACAUGAAUUGGCCUGAAAGAUAAUCUGAGCAUUUUAUGUAUGUUCAUUUGUUGAAACACAUCUCCAAUCAAAGCUUUACUUCUAUUGCACAUUUUGUGAUUGACCUUUGAUAGUUAUUACAGCCCAUUUGUUUGUUUAAGGGAGCGGUAAGCUUUGGCUCAGUGUAGUGUGGAUUGAUCGGUACUGUACACAAAUGGCUCAGAUGGCUAAAUCACAGCUAGCUAAUUUUAGAAGUCAGUCCAGUCUCAUAAGUGGCUUGUUUGAACAUACCUGUGGUACAUGUUCUGACUUGAUAAUUCAGUGUCAUGCAGUCUCAGGUUAUAAUAAGAACAGAAGUUAAAUGACUCAGUUCUUCGCAUUGCUGUUCAGGACCAUUUAGAAUACAUCACUACAACAAAAAGAAUCAACAAUACAUGAAUGAUUUUUAUAGGCUUUGUUUUCUUAUAGCAGGCAAAUUGUGCCCUUAGUGUUAACAGUGUGCCUUUUGUUACCAGUGCCAUGUUGUAGGGUUUACAUGCAAUUGAUUAAUCCUUGAACUGUGCACACUAUUAAUGUAGCAGUUUACAUGACCGUAUUGGAUUAGUUGUUGAGGUCGUCCAGAAAGGAAAUUAAUGCACACUUUGAAUUUUAUAUUAUAAAUAUUCAGUCCGAAAUGUUUAACAGUAUAACACUAAAGGAAGAUCUAAGCUAUUGGUUCACUUCAUUAGCUGCUUAAGAAAAGCUAUAACCAAAAUAGAAAAAUGGCUACAUGUUUGUGGAGGGAUUUGUGAUCUUUUCUAUUUUGAGCUAUCCUUUUUCAUUAUUUCAUUGUAUUCAAAUUAUGUGAAGGAUACUUUAUUCUAAAUGAAAAUGUGAGAAUUUUUUUUUGACAAGUUGUUGGGAGCAAAGGCAGGGAUACAGCAUUUGACUUCUACCCUGAAUUAUAGAGAAGGGAGGGAAUAAAUUAGUAAAGGUCUGCUAAUUAUUUUAAUCUAGUGACUACUUGAUAAUGAAGAGCUCAGAUGUGAUUGAGUAUGUGGUCCACUACUAUGUUGACACACCAAGUUCAAAUUUAAUAAUUCAGUCUGAUGACUUGGGUAAGGUUCCAAAGUGUACUUGGUGUUCCUGAAUCCAUGCAGCAAUGAUAAAUCAAAACUUCAGGGGAACAGGAGGAAAAUUGAUUGGGAAAAAAGGGGAGAAGUACACGUUAUACUGGUUGGAGGGGGUACAAAAAUCCAACAUUAAGCACAAAACAUGUUUUUGGCCAUUGGAGUACAUUGCCCAGUAUGCUUCUCUGAACGUACUUUAAUAUGAUGGAGGUCAUAUUAUGUUGAGUAGAUAUGAUAGUUUAAAGUAACUUGAACCAAACUGACUGAUUAUACACAAAUGUUCCAACCAGAAUUUUUUGCAGUCCACAUUUUCAAAUUGAAAAUGUAUUGGUAUACCAAACUGACUGAUUAUACACAAAUGUUCCAACCAGAAUUUUUUGCAGUCCACAUUUUCAAAUUGAAAAUGUAUUGGUAUACCAUAAUAUAUGAAUGAAGCCAAAUGAAGAUAUUGCAUCUAAAGGAACAUAUUAAUCUAUUGAUUUGCACAAUAAUCCUGAAUACUAUAAAGAAAAUACCAAUCUGCUUUUUGAUAACUAGCCCUUUCUUCUCUUUGAUAUUCCAAACUAAUGCUUAAUUUUAGUGAUAAAUACUUCCUGUAAUAUAUUUUUAGUAAUGAAGCAUGUCAAGAUUGAAGGUCCCUAAACUAUAGGUUACCUUGGGGAAAAAAAUUGGUCCUCCUUUAACUCACAAAAUAUACAUCCUUCUGUUAAUUAUUUGUUGUGCAUUUGAAUGUAAUACAGUUAGUGUGCGCAACUGUAAUGAUCAAUUAAUAGAGGCAAAUUCUGGAUGUGUUAGUUAUUAAUUUUAAAUUUAAUUAGAUUAUUCACUUUUAGAUUUGAGCCAUUGUAGGUGCCAUAUUCAAGUUCCCUUAAGCCGCUCUAGUAUUGUACACAAAGUCUUUACCUUACCACCCACUCGCACCCACCUCCCCGCUCCCAAAUAAAUAUAGUUUAGGUAAUAUAAACUACUUUGUGCACUCUUAAAUAGGCGUUGAAAUAUAUAUCAAGAAGUUUUUGGUUAGCUUUACAGCAGAAACAUGCUUUUAUGCUGAAGUGCAUUCUUGAAGGUUUAAGAUGGCCUAGCUAAUUAUUUCAGCUUCCAAGAAAAUAUAGUUAAUGCAUUAGGGCAAAAUAAUGAUUUUUACGUUUACUUCAAAAGAGUUUUCUUAAACAAAAGAAAAUCCAAGGUAUUUGGUAUGUACCAAAAUGCAUUCCUUUUCACACAUCUAGCUAAAUGUGUAGCCAGCAAAUUGGUGUCGAAAGCAUCUGGGCGUGGUUUGUUCUGUUGAUAUCUGGUGUAGCACCAUGAUGAACUUUGUAUAAUCUUUAAGCCACCAUUGUUAAUUUUUAAUUUUGGAUGAAAUUGAAAACUUUUAAAUGAUUUUGUAGGCAUUUUGGCAUGUUUCAAGUCAAAUCUGUAUGUUACAACUCAAUUUCUGUAUUCCACAAUAUUGAAUAUUUGACUGCAGCACUGAAAUCUAGUACCAUUUUAGUUAGGUUCAUACCAGUAAAGUACAGUAUCAUCCAAACCUGAACCUUGUAGCAAUUUUUGUUUAUAGCACAGUUCUGCUAAAAUGUGUGACUUUCUAUUGCAAAGGGCAUUUAGCACUCUGAAUACUCUGCCUACCUAGCUAUGGUUGCUCUAACUGAGCAAUGGCAGAGAUUAGUUUAAGAUGAGCACCCCACAAGAUGUGUGUUUAUAAUACGCUGCAGUUGUGUAUUGUAUAUAAAUACAAUUUUGAAUAAAUACUGACUUUGUAUAUAUGUAUGUAAAAUUCUUGUGAAAUGCUGUCGCCACUUGAUGUGUUUUUAGUGGAUCCCAGUGGCCAGUUUUAUGAUACUGUAUGUAUUGUACAGCUGAUGACAGAAGUAUGACUUUUUUUAGUGAAUAUUUGGUUAAAAUUAUUG
Molecule: messenger RNA, 6634 nt
Organism: Hemiscyllium ocellatum (epaulette shark)
Lineage: Eukaryota; Metazoa; Chordata; Chondrichthyes; Orectolobiformes; Hemiscylliidae
Gene: dyrk2
Product: dual-specificity tyrosine-(Y)-phosphorylation regulated kinase 2
Exons: 3
Coding region: 394-2178 (594 amino acids)
Biological process (GO): peptidyl-serine phosphorylation; peptidyl-threonine phosphorylation
Cellular component (GO): nucleus
Molecular function (GO): protein serine/threonine/tyrosine kinase activity; ATP binding; protein serine/threonine kinase activity
Source: RefSeq, a predicted model, not a curated record